GGCUCUGUGGGAAGAAAGCCUCACGGUUCAGUUUUUCUGCACUAAAACUAUAGGCUAUGCUGGACGGAUGACUGAGCAUACGUUUUUCAGAGCUCCAUAGAGACCAAGACAUGACUCUUACCAGUCAAGCCACAGCUUCUUGGGCGACCUUAAUGGGAGCUCGAUGCUGACUUUUAUUUUCAUAGAAUAAAUUAUGACUUUAUAAGGACAAAAAUGUUUCCGUCCGAGCUUCGUGCGGCUGUAAUAACGCGUUUCUUCUCACUUGUUGCCGUGUUUCUCGUCUUUACGCACGGCCUCUCUGAAGCUGCGCGCUCGGACAAAUGCGCCUCCCGGUGCGACGUGAGCUCCUGUCCGAGCCCCAGCUGCCCCGGUGGGUACGUCCCGGACAGGUGCGGCUGCUGCCUGGUGUGCUCGCCGCGGGAGGGGGACCCGUGCGGGCGCAAAAACGACCUGCCGUGCGGGGACGGCCUGGAGUGUAAGGUUGCUACUGCGGGAAGGCGGCGGGGCUCCUCCAGGGGGGUCUGCCGGUGUAAGCAGGACUAUGAAGUGUGCGGCAGCGAUGGGAAAACGUACGGCACCGUCUGUAAGCUGAAAGCGGCCAGUCGGAGAGCCGCGCAGAAAGGGAGAGCCGCGGUGAGCCAAGCGCACAAAGGACCGUGUUCGGCUCCGGGCCCAGGUCGGUCUCUGGCCCCUCCCAGCAGCCCUCGGUACAAGUUCAACUUCAUCGCUGAUGUCGUGGAGAAAAUAGCUCCUGCUGUCGUCCACAUCGAGCUGUUUGUGAGACAUCCACUGUUUGGUCGUCAUGUGCGCCUGUCCAGCGGGUCCGGUUUCAUCGUGACUCACUCAGGUGUGAUUGUGACCAAUGCUCAUGUGGUGACCACUACCGGCACGGUGACUGGGAGGCCACAGCUGCGCGUCCAGCUCCACGAUGGAGACGCAUAUGAGGCUGCGGUCAGAGAUGUAGACAGGAAGGCAGACAUAGCCACUAUCAAGAUCAACCCACAGAAGAAGCUUCAUGUGCUGCCUUUGGGCAGUUCAGCUGAUCUGAGACCAGGGGAGUUUGUUGUUGCCAUCGGCAGCCCUUUCGCCCUGCAGAACACAGUGACAACAGGCAUCGUCAGCACGACUCAGAGAGACGGCAAAGAGCUGGGCAUCAAGGACUCGGACAUGGACUACAUCCAGACCGAUGCCAUUAUCAAUUAUGGCAACUCUGGAGGACCUCUUGUUAACUUGGAUGGCGAGGUCAUCGGCGUUAAUACUCUAAAAGUGACUGCGGGGAUUUCCUUCGCCAUCCCCUCGGACAGGAUCAGUCGCUUCCUCACAGAGUCACAGACCAAAUACAGCAAAGAAAAGACCCGGCUGCAGAGAAGAACGGAAGAACCUCAGUCUGAUGCAGAAGUGAAGAAAUACUUUUUAGGCAUCAGGAUGAUGACAAUCACCAAAGUUUUAGCAGCAGAACUGAAACUUCAAGACCCGAACUUUCCUGAAGUCAACAGUGGCGUUUUAGUUCAGCAGGUCAUACCUAACAGUCCAGCUGAGAGUGGAGGCAUUCAAGCAGGUGACGUUAUAGUGAAGCUAGAUGGACACCCGGUUCACACCACUGAAGACGUCCACGAAGCUCUGCAGGGCGAUCUGCCUCUCCUACUUGAGAUUCGCAGAGGAAACAAUGACCUACUGUUUAACAUCCAUCCUCAGCUGUUGGUGCAUUGAAAAAUAAGUCGGGACAUUUGUUUUCAGUUAGAGCUAACUAGUGAAAAGAUGAAGAAGCUUUUAAUAUAUCAAGAACUUUUACCUGUUACAAUGAUGCAUAUUUUGUUACAUUUUUACUUGCAAAAUGUUUGAUUUGUUUUCUUGAAAAGUAUUCAUACACCUGGGACCUUAGCAUGUUUUGUCAUGUUAACAGCAAGAGAUAUUAAUGUAUUGUUGUCCACUCUCACAUGUUUUGCAACAUUUACCAGAUUUUCUACAAGGAUCGCCCUUUGUUUAAUACAUCUUCUGACCAGGUUCCCUGUCCCUGCUGAAGAAAAGUCUUCCCACAGCAUAAUCCUGCCACCACCAUGCUUCAGUAUGGUAAUGGCAUGCUCAGUGUGAUGAACCAUGUUAGUUUUCUGCUGCAGUGUUUUUUCCUCGUUAACUGAAAAGUUCAGGUUUAGUCUCAUUUGAGCAGACUUGUGACAAACUGCAGACGGGACUUUUUUGGCUUUCUUUUAACAAUGGCUUUUGUUCUUGCCAGAAAGACCAGAUUUCUGACGUGCACAACCAAUAGUUGGUCUGUUAACAGAUUCCUCCGCCUCCAGAGUGACCAUUGGCUCCUUUUCUGAUUAUGGCUCCACCAGUCAAUUUAGGUAGAUGGUGGUAAAUGGAUGGAACAAAAGUGGGAUGUUGUUUUAUAAUCUCUCCUUUCGUUAAACAUUUUUGCAGCUUUAUCCCUUAAAUUACACACAGCUGGACUUUGUUUACUGAUUAGGUGACUUCGAAGGCAACAUUUUUCACUGGAUUUUAUUUAGGGGUAUCAGCAUCUGUAAAAAGAAAAACUGAAAGCUGUGUUUCAUCAUCUUUCCACUUCAAAAUUGACAGACCAGCCGUGUGUUGGUCUGUCACAAAAUGAUAAAUGUGAUAAAAUAUGAUGAAAUUUAACAGAUUUGAAUACUUUCGCGAGGCAGUUUUCAUUUUGACUAAUACAGUACAGCUCAAUACUCAGGGUGCUGCUGAGUAAAUGUGCUACACUGUACACUGAAGAUGUUUUAGAAUAAAAGCUUUAUAAUAGG
This is a messenger RNA of Girardinichthys multiradiatus, 2768 nucleotides long. It is a transcript of the gene htra3a, whose product is annotated as HtrA serine peptidase 3a. Bases 214 to 1710 code for a protein of 498 amino acids. Gene Ontology annotation, cellular component: extracellular region. Gene Ontology annotation, biological process: proteolysis. Gene Ontology annotation, molecular function: serine-type endopeptidase activity; protein binding. Lineage: Eukaryota; Metazoa; Chordata; Actinopteri; Cyprinodontiformes; Goodeidae. The transcript has 10 exons. The record is from RefSeq and is a predicted model, not a curated record.